AUGGACUGCAACAGCGGAAGAUGCCAUGGUAAUGAUGCCGGCAACAAGGCUCAAGAGCUCGGACAUGCAGCCAAGGAAAAGAUGCAUGAUGCUGGUCGAGCUGUCAAGAACGCCGCCGAAAGAGUCGGAGACAAGGCUGAAGAGUUGAAGGAUCAGGCAAAAGCAAAGUGGAACGAAUCCAACCACUAA
Molecule: messenger RNA, 189 nt
Organism: Ostertagia ostertagi
Lineage: Eukaryota; Metazoa; Nematoda; Chromadorea; Rhabditida; Trichostrongylidae
Source: the annotation of a GenBank genome assembly